Messenger RNA from Phanerochaete carnosa HHB-10118-sp, 1851 nucleotides. RefSeq lists its product as uncharacterized. The record is from RefSeq and is a predicted model, not a curated record. The transcript is spliced from 9 exons. Lineage: Eukaryota; Fungi; Basidiomycota; Agaricomycetes; Polyporales; Phanerochaetaceae. The coding region runs from base 1 to 1851 and encodes 616 amino acids.
AUGUCCAAUGACCUCAGAUUUGUAUACGCGCUUAUUGUUGCCAUCAACACCAACUUCCAUCUGAAGAGACGGGCGGUAUCAAACAAUGCUCGGGAUCCUGGGCUAAUGUCAGGACAAAGAAUACUGAGAGUUCGUGUUGAAGUAUGCAGACUAAGAAGAUCCAUGGCACAUGCAAACACAAAGUUCAACUGUGGAUAUACUACAACCGGUGUCAGCUUGGCGCUCUGCGCUUGUCAUGGUAUGAUAUUGCCGAACGGCGUUGGAGAUCUGCAAAAGGGUGAGAGAUACUGCAACAUGGAUUUCAUCAGUAUGUCUGUGCUCAGUUUAUUCAGCAAGCGUGGCCUGACAGUCUUAUCAUACAACAUUGCCUGUCAGUGGGAACAAUUCAUUCGUGGCCAUAUUGUGCACCGCAACUUCCUGAUGCAUCUCUGUAUUGAGCUGCUGACCACAAACAAUCUCCGCUUCGUUAUCCCCAAGUACCAUUUCUGGGGACACAAAGGCAAGGACCACAGCAGAUACUUGCUCAACCUAGUGCGCGGCAUUGGACAUACCGACAGUGAAGAGGUCGAGCGCAAUUGGUGGUGGCACAACGCGACAGUGGCAAGUACCCACGAAAUGGGCUCUGGAUCAUGGCACGACACAUUUGAGGAUCACUUUCAGUGGUCAAAUUUUGAAAAAUUUGUUGGCAUGGGGCGCACUCUAGCCAGGAAGCUCAAGUGUGCCCUCCGUGGCUAUGCUUUCCAUGACAGGCUAUGGAAGCAGUUCUCCGAAGAUAUUCCAACGGCAGACAUGAAGCGAUGGGUGGGUGAAGUGGCAGCAUGGGAGACCAAUAUGUCCAGGGAUGACCCGUAUCAUCUUGAGCCUUCAGGUCUGACCAAGACCCAAAUCAAGGCACAGCUAGCCGAAGAAGAGGAUACUGAAGCUGUGAAGGGAAACACGAGCCUGCACAAGGUGACCUCGUCAUCAAUGGUGGUCGAGCUCCUUGGGAUUGAGGACUUACAGCAUCGCUUCCUCCUCAAGUACCCCAUCGUAACCAAGGAGACAUGCUCCUUAGUCCUCAACAUUGUCGAUAGAUGGGCCGUCAUCCGCCGAUGUCUGCAAGCCACUCAUGAAAUACAGGCUGUGUAUAUGCCUUCCGUGCUGAAGCUCGUCGCAAGCGAUGCCCAGCACUCUGGGUCAUCCAUGCCAAGCUCUAUGCCAGCUUCCGAAUUGGCAGCACGGAACACAAGGAUUACAAUCGGCGAUGUUAACGGCAACCCUGAACAUCAGCGACUGUUCCUACCAAGCAAGCUGGCUGAUGAAGACCUCGAAGCUUGUGUGGCGGGGUUGGCUCCCAUUGAAGACUGUCUCCGUGAGGGCCAGAUGCGAAGUGCGCUGGACAGUCUGCAUGUGCAGUUGCAUGUGAGGUCCAGACUGAUCGCCUUCAAGGCCCGAAACUCUCAAGGUCAGCGCGAGAACCUGCGAUUGAUCCAGAAAAUUGAGGCGUGUGAAGCAAAGAUCAAAGUCUUGGUCGCUAAAUAUCGACGUGCGCAUGUGGCGAAGGUGGCAUUAGUGGGCCCCGGUCUGUGGAAGGAUGAAUGGCCUCUUCUCAAGGAUCGUGAUGUGUGCGGGCUGUCGGAAAUGGAACCACAAGUUGACGGGGAUGACGAGCCUUUGAGCCGACAUCGCCAGAAUACAGAAGGGUCUCACGUACUCUCCUGGAUCUGGCUCAACAUCUGCUGGCAGCAAACAUUGGGGCCUAGUGGGACACCAAGAAUGACCGAAGCACUAUGCGUCGAAUGGCUCCGUGCUCGCAGCAGAGUCAUGCGGUUCAAAGAAGAAAUACUCUACCUGCACGAGGAGCAUAGGUGA